GCUGUGCUUGGAAUGGACCAACAUUAAAAUACAAUAUGUGCUCAGUGGUGAUCCUAUGAUGGUGUCUUUCCACUGAUGUAAAUGAGAAUGGACAGACUAGAGCUGACAGGAAGGCUACUGUAACUCAAAUAAGCACUCUUUACAACUGUGGUGAACAGAAAGGUAUCUCAGAGCGCACAAUAUGCCAAACCUUGAGGAGGAUGGGCUACAUCAGCCAAAGACCACAUUCAUUUUCACCCCUGUCAGCCAGAAACAGGAAUCUGAUGUGCAGGUUCACUAAAACUGGACAGUUGAAGAUUGGAAAAAAAUCACCUGGCUGUCACUUCCAUUAAAUACUUGUAAAAAUAUUGUUGCUUGAGAUGGGUGAACUCAUUUUUGAAUGGUUAAAUACAUGUUUGCUUAGGUAAUGUUGAAAAAAUUAUCAAAAUUAUUAAUAAUGGAAUCAUCCAAUCAGUAUUAAAUAUAUUAAAUGAAAAACAGUCCGAUUUAGUUGUUAAAGAGCAUUUUUGUCGAUCCUUCAUACUCAAUUACAUUUUGUGCAUUUAAAGCAUUCCUUGUUUGUACUGUACACUGGAUUUAUGGUGAACUCUGGCUAAAAAUAUACUGAGCUAUUCAGGAAAUGUGUUGUCCACUGAGAGUUCAGACAACACCAAAAAUGGCUGGCAUGUAAAAUAAUGCAUUAUAUUGUAGGAAAGGCUUGAAAUUCAUAACACACCUCUAGAUUUUUGUUUCUUGUUGGAAAGAAGACCAGUCUGUCCUGAUAUCCAGUUAACAGAACCUUUAAUGGAUGUUUUUUCUGGAACAUGGCCUCUGCAGAGAGCUCUUUCACAAUGACCUUAUUCUCUCUUCUCUCCUCAUCAACAGUUAAGAGCUCGUAAGGGACUCAGUAGCUCUGCAUUGCUUGGAGAUGUCACAGACUGAGGUCUCGAGAACACAGCUGCCUAUUCACAAACUUUCAUUGUCAUGCCUCAUGCCUGCCUUCAGCACAAAUCAGUGUUUGCUUAAAUGCAAAACUACAACUCAUAAUCUAGUCCGAAUGGCUGCCAGUUAUAGUCGUUUGUCUUUGCUGCUCUCGAUUCUUGUUCUCAACGUAUCAGUUGCCAGAUCAUCAGAGACGCCUUUCAAGGUAACCGAGGGCAGCACUGUGAUUCUGUCCUGUCAUUACUCUGUGAAACAUAAUGGCCCGAGCCACGUCUGCUGGGGUCGAGAUUGUGGAACCUUCUGGUGCAAUGACAUCAUCGUUCAGACAGACCAAAGUGGGGUCAUCUCAAAGGUCUCUGAUAGGUACAGACUCAUCGGAGAUGUUCUCUCAGGACAAAUGGACCUAGGGAUCCAGCGGAUACGACAAUCAGACAGUGGGCCGUACUGCUGCAGGAUAAACAUAGAUGGGCUUUUCAAUGACAAGAAGGUGACCUACUCUUUAAAAGUCAUGAAAGCUGCAACAAAAACACCACCAACAACUACUACACUUCAUACUACAGAACCACUGCAAACUCAGACAGGUACAGAGUCAUCAGCGUUUGACAUUUCUGGACAAAACUUCACCUUGCAGAAUUCUAAUCCUGUGUCUGAUGAAGCGAUAUCAAGCAUAUCACUACAGAUCAACAUCCCCGUGCUUUCUCUGUCUCUCAGUCUGCUCUUGCUUCUGAUAGGGGCAUUGGCCCUGCUGGCCUUCAAACGUGGGUUUCACAUGAAAGUCAUAGAUAGUGGAUGUAUGUCGAAAGAGCCAAGGCACAUUGUUUACGAAAUACGGACCAGAAGACCAGUGGAGGAGAAUAUUUAUAUCCUGGAAUAGUAGCGUAUCCAAGACAUAUACACGCACAAAGAUUAUGUAAUGUUGUAUGUUUAUGUAUGUUUGUAUGAUUAUGUAUUAAUAUAUAAUUAUGUAAUAUGUAAUUAUGUAAUAUGUAAUAUGUACCAUAUGUUUAAUGUCUGCAAAGAAUGAUAUCAAGUAGAAACAUAUGUAAUAUUAAAAAAAAUGUACCUAAAACAUUUUAUGAUUCAUUAUGAGAUUAAAUUAAAACAAAUGUAAGAUUAUUAGGCCUAUUUCUAGACAUGUUUACUAAUUUUAUGCUUGAAGUUCU
This is a messenger RNA of Ictalurus furcatus (blue catfish), 2084 nucleotides long. RefSeq names its product T cell immunoglobulin and mucin domain containing 4 (gene timd4). Bases 908 to 1795 code for a protein of 295 amino acids. Lineage: Eukaryota; Metazoa; Chordata; Actinopteri; Siluriformes; Ictaluridae. The record is from RefSeq and is a predicted model, not a curated record. The transcript is spliced from 7 exons.